Molecule: messenger RNA, 1050 nt
Organism: Trichoplax adhaerens
Lineage: Eukaryota; Metazoa; Placozoa; Uniplacotomia; Trichoplacea; Trichoplacidae
Exons: 12
Coding region: 1-1050 (349 amino acids)
Biological process (GO): DNA-templated transcription
Cellular component (GO): RNA polymerase I complex; RNA polymerase III complex
Molecular function (GO): protein dimerization activity
Source: RefSeq, a predicted model, not a curated record
AUGGCUACGCAAACAGCUCAGCUCCGGACUCGUGUUCAAUUGGAAGAAUACCAAGUUAAAAAUACACACACCGUUGAUUUUCCCGGUGCAUUUCACGGUUAUGACGAUGCCUGGAGUCUCAAUAGCUUUAGAAAGAACUUCAAGAUUGAAAUCAUAAAGGUAGACAAUGAAGAAAUGGAAUUUGACAUGAUAGGCAUUGAUGCAUCGAUUGCCAAUGCUUAUAGAAGAAUUAUGCUUUCUGAGGUUCCCGCAAUGGCAAUAGAAAAGGUCGUUAUCCAUAAUAAUACAUCAAUUAUACAAGAUGAGGUAUUAGCCCAUAGAUUAGGUCUGAUUCCUAUCGCAGCUGAUCCAAAGCUAUUUGAUAACUUUAAUCCAGGGGAUACGCCGACGAACAAGAACAGUAUAACUUUCACAUUACAAAUUAAGUGUAUCAGAAAUCGCUCGGCACAUUCAGAUGCAACUGAUCCAGAAGAAUUAUAUAUUAAUUCUAAAGUAACCACCAAGGAUUUAAAAUUGAAAUACAAUGAAGAUCAAGACAAUGCGAUUCCUAACAAGGACAUACGUCCCGUCCAUGAGGAUAUCCUCAUAGCAAAAUUACGACCUGGUCAGGAAAUUGACUUGGAGAUGAUAUGUGUUAAAGGAACUGGUGCCGAUCAUGCUAAAUUUUCUCCAGUUGGUAAUAAUUUAUAUCUAUUAGUAUGGUUAAUGCCAGAGAUUAUCCUAAAACAAGCAGUUACUGGUAAGCGAGCUAAAAGACUAGCAAAAUGUUUUCCUGAAGGUGUUAUUGGAAUUAAAGAAAUCAAAGGUAUAAAGACUGCCUACAUAGAUAAACCUCGUCUCGAUACUUGCAGUAGGCAGGUAUUACGUGAUCCGGAAUUAAAAGAACAUGUAAUAUUGAAUAAAAUUCGUGAUCAUUUCAUAUUUUGUAUUGAAUCUACGGGCUCCAUCCCUCCUGCUGAUAUCUUUCGUGAAUCUGUGAAAAUCUUAAGGCAAAAAUGCCAUAAAUUUUUAGAAGAAGUAAACCGUAAUGCUAUCUCGGAUGACACCUAA